AUGUCGAUUGAUAGUAGUUCCGCUCAUGGGGUGAACUUUGCUGAGCCGCGAAGUUUUCCGACUGUCUUUAAAUCCAACUUCAAAGAGACCCUCUUCCCUGAUGAUCCAUUCGGCCAUCUCAAGAAUGAGCCCUCUUCACGCAAAACAUUGAAGGUGAUUGAAUACUUUCUGCCGAUCUUUGGUUGGUUGCCCAGGUACAAUUUGGCUCUAUUCAAGUAUGAUCUUCUGGCUGGCAUCACUAUUGCUAGCCUUGCAAUUCCUCAAGGAAUCAGUUAUGCUAAGCUCGCCGAGAUUGAUCCCAUUAUUGGAUUAUAUUCGAGUUUUGUCCCGCCUCUUAUUUACGCACUAUUUGGAAGUUCCAAGCAUCUUGCAGUUGGAACAGUGGCAGCUUCCUCAUUGAUCAUAGCUGCAUCAAUAGAAGAAGUGGUACCUGCUUCGGAAGAUCCCAUAUUGUAUACCAGUUUGGUCUUUACAUCCACCCUCAUUUCUGGUCUGGUUAUGUUGGCGUUGGGCGUAUUUAGAUUGGGAAUUUUGGUUGACUUUCUAUCGCAUUCGACAAUCACUGGUUUUAUGGGAGGGACAGCAGUACUUAUCUGCCUCCAGCAGUUGAAGGGCAUGCUUGGUUUAAAGCAUUUCACCACCCACACCGAUUGUGUUAGUGUCGUACGUGCAGUUUUCAAGAACAGAAAAGAGUGGCAAUGGGAGAGCGCACUUGUUGGAAUCAUCUUUCUUGCUUUCCUGCAAUUCACCAGAUUUGUGAAGCAAAGGAGACCGAAGCUAUUUUGGGUGUCAGCAAUUGCUCCCAUUGUUACCGUUAUUGUGGGAGGUCUUUUCGCUUAUUUUGGUCAUGCGGACAAGCACGGCAUUCCUAUUGUCGGUGCUCUGAAGAAGGGAAUAAAUCCUUUGUCCAUUAAUCGCAUAACAUUUGAUCCUAAAUAUAUCGCUGGACCUCUAAAAGGUGGAGUUGUUACAGCAAUGAUCGCUAUAGCAGAAGGAAUUGCUAUCGGAAGAAGUUUUGCGAUCAUGAAAAAUGAGCAAAUUGACGGAAACAAGGAGAUGCUGGCUUUCGGCCUCAUGAACAUCGUUGGAUCUCUCACUUCAUGCUACUUAACAACUGGACCAUUUUCAAAGACAGCAGUGAAUUUCAACGCGGGAUGCAGAACCCAAAUGUCAAACGUGGUGAUGGCCAUCUGCAUGAUGCUGACCCUCUUGUUCUUGGCACCCCUAUUCAGUUACACACCCCUCGUAGCGCUCGCAGCCAUUAUCAUGUCAGCAAUGUUAGGUCUGAUCGAGUACGAGAAGGCUUAUCACCUCUACAAGACGGACAAGUUCGACUUCGUUAUUUGCAUGGCUGCAUUUUUUGGUGUUGUCUUCAUCAGCAUGGACAUGGGACUCUGCCUUUCGGUGGGGCUGGCUUUAAUCAGAGCGCUUGUGUAUGUGGCAAGGCCUGCAACUUGUAAACUCGGGCAUGUACAUGGUUCAAAUUUGUAUCGCGACGUAGAGCAGUAUCCCAAUGCGACUGACAUUCCAGGAAUCCUUGCUAUACAGUUAGGGUCCCCUAUUUACUACGCAAAUUCCCAGUACAUAAGAGAGAGAAUUCUGAGAUACCUCAAAACUGAACAGUCGGAUGCAACAUUAAAAGGAACUGGUCACAUUGAGUAUAUAUUACUUGAUUUGGGAGGUGUUUCAUCCAUUGACAUUACGGGUGUGGAGGCAUUUGUCGAAAUCAUGAGAAUUCUUGAAUCAAAAGAGAUCAAGAUGAUCUUAAUAAAUCCGAGGCUUGGAGUGAUGGAGAAAUUGACAGUCACAAAGUUCGUGGAGAAAGUAGGGAAGGAAUCAAUCUUCUUGUCGAUAGCAGAUGCAAUUGAGUCUUGUAAGUUUUCGAUGAAGAGUUCCAAGGGAAUGAACGUCGUGGAUGUAAAUGUCGCAUAAACUGCAUCCGGCGACCGAGG
This is a messenger RNA of Coffea eugenioides, 1952 nucleotides long. RefSeq names its product probable sulfate transporter 3.5. Gene Ontology annotation, molecular function: secondary active sulfate transmembrane transporter activity. The transcript has 12 exons. Gene Ontology annotation, biological process: transmembrane transport. NCBI's taxonomy places the organism in Eukaryota, Viridiplantae, Streptophyta, Magnoliopsida, Gentianales, Rubiaceae. The coding region runs from base 1 to 1932 and encodes 643 amino acids. Gene Ontology annotation, cellular component: membrane. The record is from RefSeq and is a predicted model, not a curated record.